Molecule: messenger RNA, 768 nt
Organism: Laccaria bicolor S238N-H82
Lineage: Eukaryota; Fungi; Basidiomycota; Agaricomycetes; Agaricales; Hydnangiaceae
Exons: 7
Coding region: 1-768 (255 amino acids)
Source: RefSeq, a predicted model, not a curated record
AUGACCUAUACCCUUACCCUUACCCAACCCCAACUUGAGGUUUUGGAAGGCAUCAAGGGUUGUUGGAGUCUAGGAUCUGCCCCUCUCUGCAAGAGUAUUCUUUGCAACUCUAAUACAGGGGCCCAUAAGAUUCCCGACUGGGGUCAAACUCCAACCUUGGGUGGUGUUCAAGAGGGGAAAGGAAGGGAGGGAGAGGGAAGGGGGAGGAAGGGAGGGGGAGAGAAAGAAAGGGGUGUAGCACGUGUGUCCAUCAUUUGGGGUGUCAGCUCUGACAGCAAGCUGAGAGUAGAAAGGUGUGAUGGAAAGGUGGCAAUCAUGACACCCUCCGCACGAACACUCUCAAUCGGAGAACUCGUCGACAAUAUUUGUUUUUACUCAGAGGGCAAAGAACUUGUUGCAUUGGCGUCAACAUGUAAAUCUGUGAGCCUGUCCGCCUUGGACAUGUUAUGGAGAGACGUUACGACAUUGAGGCACUUGUUCCUGAUCAUUCCAGGAUGCACUGAACGCAACCGAAAACUGUACCUGCCUUCCAUCCCAGACUGGUCCAAGUUCAAUCAGGUGGCAGGGAGGGUUAAAACGCUCGAGAUCAGGGAGAAUUUUUAUAGUCCGAAUGAUGCACGACCAGACUCUUCUGCCUACAAAGCUUUCGCAAAGACAUUUGGAGGCUCACCUUUGCCAAUGGAGGUUGGACACUGGUUGCAUUUAGCUAUACCAGGCAUCAACUGGCCAGUCGCCAGAGAACACCAUCGGCCUGAAUGGAAACUCUGA